AUGGCGCAAUCUAUCCAAUUGACGGCUCCUAACGAGACCACCUACCUCCAGCCUAUUGGACUGUUCAUUAACAACGAAUUCGUUCCUGCUAUCUCCGGCGAGACUCUUUCCACUGUCAAUCCCUACGACGAAUCUCUCAUCGCCAGCGUCGCAUCUGCUGGCGCCGAGGACAUUGACCUCGCCGUUACUGCUGCACGAAACGCUUUCAAGUCUGAGGAAUGGCAAUCCCUGACCGGCUAUGAUCGCGGUGUGCUCUUGACUCGCUUGGCCGAUAUCUGCGACCGCGAGAAGCACGUUCUUGCCACCAUUGACGCAUGGGAUAACGGCAAGCCUUAUGAGCAGGCAUUGGGCGAGGACCUUGCUGAGGCUAUCUCCGUCUUCCGUUACUAUGGCGGCUGGGCCGACAAGAUCCACGGACAGACUAUCCCCACCAGCGAGGCCAAGUUGGCCUACACCAGGAACGAGCCUCUUGGUGUCUGUGGUCAGAUUAUUCCCUGGAACUAUCCUCUUAUGAUGGCGGCUUGGAAGCUCGGGCCUGCUCUUGCCUGCGGUAACACCGUUGUCAUCAAAGCCGCCGAACAAACCCCCCUCUCCAUCCUUUAUCUCGCUACUUUGAUCAAGGAAGCCGGCUUCCCCGCUGGUGUGGUCAACAUUGUUAACGGCCCCGGCGCUGUCGCCGGUGCUGCUAUGGCAUCCCACUUGGAUAUUGAUAAGAUCGCCUUCACCGGCAGCACCAACACCGGCAAGGCUAUCAUGAAGGCCGCCGCUAGCAACCUGAAGACCAUCACCCUCGAGACCGGUGGCAAGAGCCCCCUUCUCGUCUUCGAUGACGCCAACCUCGACCAGGCCGUCAAGUGGGCCCACGUCGGUAUCAUGAGCAACAUGGGCCAGAUUUGCACCACCACGUCUCGCAUCUACGUGCAAGAGAGCAUCUACGAGAAGUUCGUUGAGCAGUUCAAGCAGUACACCAUUGAGAACUCCAUCAUUGGAAACCAGUUCGACCCCAAGGUCAACCACGGACCCCAAGUUUCCGCCGCGCAAAAGCAGCGCAUUCUCUCAUAUCUCGAGGCUGGCAAGCGCGAGGGCGCACAGCUUGUUCUUGGUGAGGAUCAGCCUUCCGCUGAUGCCAAGGGUUACUUCGUCAACCCCAUUAUCUUUAAGGAUACCAACCGUGAUAUGACUCCCGUCCGCGAGGAGGUCUUCGGUCCCUUCGUUGUCAUUGCAUCCUUCAAGGAUGAGAAGGACGCCAUUGAGAAGGCUAACGACACCGAGUACGGACUCGGCGCUGCUCUGUUCUCCGAGAACAUUACCCGUGCUCACAAGGUUGCUUCGAAGAUUCAAGCUGGUAUGGUCUGGAUCAACAGCUCACAAGAUUCCCACUUCGCCAUUCCAUUCGGCGGAUACAAGCAGAGUGGUAUUGGCCGGGAACUUGGCGAAUAUGCUCUUUCUGCUUACACUCAGGUCAAGGCAAUUCACGUCAACCUCGGCACCUGGCUUUAA
Molecule: messenger RNA, 1500 nt
Organism: Penicillium paradoxum
Lineage: Eukaryota; Fungi; Ascomycota; Eurotiomycetes; Eurotiales; Aspergillaceae
Product: Aldehyde/histidinol dehydrogenase
Exons: 5
Coding region: 1-1500 (499 amino acids)
Molecular function (GO): oxidoreductase activity, acting on the aldehyde or oxo group of donors, NAD or NADP as acceptor
Source: RefSeq, a predicted model, not a curated record